AUGUCAAAACGAAAAGGAACUAUGCCAACAAUAAAUAAACGAGAGAAGAAAACUAGUGAAUCAGACAAUAAUACGAGUGAAAAAGAAGAUCAUUUUGAAAACGAAGAAGAAGAACAAAAGAAUGAAUUAGCUGAAAAAGUAACUAAUACAAAAACAAAUACAACUAUAAUCGAUUAUUUUACUAUAAAACCUCUUCAAUCAGCUAUUGAUAAUAUUAGAAAAAAUAUUUGUUCGAGUGUGAAUGAUUUUCAUUUUAAUAAAACACGUGUUCGUCCUAUGAAUAAUAUGAAUAUAAUUCCACAAGAUUCUCAAACAAUACUUUAUUGGAUGUCACGUGAUCAACGUGUUCAAGAUAAUUGGGCAAUGCUCUAUGCUCAAAGACUUGCACUGAAACAACAACUUCCAUUACACGUUGCUUUUUGUUUAGUACCAACAUUUUUAGCUGCACCAUUACGUGCAUAUCGUUUUAUGCUUAAAGGUUUACGAGAAGUUGAAAGAGAAUGUCAACAAUUAAAUAUUGCAUUUCAUUUAUUAACUGGACAAGCAGAAAAUGUUUUACCGAAAUUUAUUGACAAAUAUAAAGUUGGAACAAUUAUUACUGAUUUUUCACCUUUACGUGUACCACGUCAAUGGGUUGAUAAUGUUGCGAAAAAAAUUACAACAAUUCCUAUUAUACAAGUUGAUGCACAUAAUGUUGUACCUUGUUGGCAUGCAUCACCUAAACUUGAAUAUGCUGCACGUACAAUACGAAAUAAACUUCAUGUAAAUAUGACUGAAUUUUUUACUGAAUAUCCUCCAGUUAUUAAACAUCCACAUGUAUCACCUACUCAUUUACAAGCCAAACCGACUGAUUGGCAAGCAGCUGAUGAUAGUUUACAAGUUGAUCGUACUAUUGAUGAAGUAUCUUGGGCUACACCUGGUUAUACUGGUGGAAUAGAACAAUUAGAAACAUUUAUCGAUCAACGUGUAGCUAAUUUUGCUAUUGGACGUAAUGAUCCAAAUAAGUGUGUAAUAUCAAAUCUAUCUCCAUGGUUACAUUAUGGACAAAUAAGUCCACAACGCGCAUUACUUAUUAUGGCAAAAUUACGAUCAAAAUGUAAAGAAGCUUGUGAUUCAUUUAUUGAAGAAGCAUUUGUACGAAGAGAAUUAAGUGAUAACUUUUGUUAUUAUCAACCAAAUUAUGAUAAUAUUAAUGGAGCGUGGGAAUGGGCACAAAAAACUUUAAAUGAUCAUCGAAAUGAUAAACGUACUCAUAUAUAUAGCCGUGAUGAUUUAGAAUAUGCUCGAACAUAUGAUAAAUUAUGGAAUGCAUCAGAAAUUCAAAUGAUUAAAGAAGGUAAAAUGCAUGGAUUUUUACGUAUGUAUUGGGCAAAAAAAAUUCUUGAAUGGACAAAUACACCGGAAGAAGCUAUUGAAAUAGCUAUCUAUUUAAAUGAUAAAUAUAAUCUUGAUGGACGUGAUCCAAAUGGUUAUGUUGGAAUUAUGUGGAGCAUGUGUGGAGUUCAUGAUCAAGGUUGGAAAGAAAGACCAGUUUUUGGUAAAAUUCGUUAUAUGAAUUAUGAUGGUUGUAAACGAAAAUUUGAUGUUGCACAAUAUGAAAAACGAUAUUCAAGUUUAUAG
Molecule: messenger RNA, 1620 nt
Organism: Adineta steineri
Lineage: Eukaryota; Metazoa; Rotifera; Eurotatoria; Adinetida; Adinetidae
Source: the annotation of a GenBank genome assembly